AUGCCCGUCCUCGUGAAGCUCAUCAGCCAAGGCGUCGGCCUGGCCACCGAAGCCUACGCAUCCAGCAAGAAGUCCAAGGCCGCAAAGGCAUCUUCGUCCGCCUCUUCUCCCGCGCCCGAAUCCUCAUCCUCAUCGCGCCGCCCCGGCCACGAGCCUCCGCAAUAUGCAGAGCUGUCCGACGACCAAGCCAAUGACCUCAGCGCCAGCGGCAGAGCCCUUCCAAUCGACGAAGCCGGUAGUGCACACAAGCAAGAGCAAGAGCCCGUAGCAGCACCCGCCAUCCUCGAAGAUGACGACGUCUGGGCCCUGGACGAAGCCUCGGAGGAGCUGCGACAUCAACACCACCACCACCACCACCACCACCAACCCUCCUCCUCCGUCCGCUCCGACUCGUCCUCCUCCCCCUCGCCUCCCGGCACCCCCGUAGGCAGCGAAAAGCCCGACAUCAGCAACAACGUCCUCAUCCGCGACCUGCUCACCCGCCUCCCGCCCCCACUCCCCCCCAGCGGCGCGCCGCGCCUGCCCUGCCCCGUCAUCCUGCCGCAGCGGCGCCCCCGCGAGAAGACGCGCGGCUUCGUGCGGGCGUACGCGCCGGUGCUGCACGAGGCGGCGGGCAUCGACCAGGCGACGUUCCUGCAGUUCCUGAAGUCCUUCCACCGCGCGUCGCAGGCGAGCCCCGUCUUCAACGUCAUCCUGCUCGCGAACGCGGCCGUGGGCUUCGUGCCGAGCGUCGCCGUCAUGGCGACGACGGCGGCGGUCAACGCGGUGGUGAUUCCCGCGCAGAUCGCGCAGCAGCGGUACCGCGCCAACACGUUCCUGGACGAGGCGAACGAGCGCGUGUUCAAGCCGAGGGGAUUGUUCGCCAUGAUCGUGGCGUUCAAGGGGGACGAUCGGGGCAAGGCCGUCGAGGCGAAGCAGUUGGAUAUCAAUGCCGUGUUUGCCAAGUAUGGGGGGGCCUCGGGCGAGUCGUCGGGGAGCAAGUGGAAGGACGGCGCGAAGAAGAUGAGGUUGAGCAGCGGGAAGACGUAUGGCGAGGAAGGCCUGCCGGUGGCGGCCGAUCUGGUUUUCCCCGGACUCGAAGAGGAGGAUGGAGAGGGAGGAGAGCAGGCAGAGGGAACGAAGGGGAAGAAGAAGUGGUUGGCGGAUUACUACGACAGGAGGGCACAGGCGAGCUUUUUGGCGGAGAAUCCCGACUCCUCGCUCAUCAAGCAGAAGCCUGAGUUCGCUUCCAGCUGGGCUGAUCCAAGCCACCCGGCAUACCAGGGCACGCUGGUCACGCUGGUCAGCGGUGGAAAGAUCGCACCGAGACAACGUGGCGUCCUUGGGCUUGCAGGAGUCGUCAGAGGCGGUCGAGCUGGUGCUGCCGGAAGGGGCAGAGAAGGCCUUCUUGGUGGUCGCGGACUGCUUGGCAGAGGGGGCUCUUCAGGCGAUCAAGACUACUACGACAGACGUAGCACCCCAUCCGGUUACGGCUCCAACAAUGCGUACGCUGGAGAGCAAGGCUCCUACGAGGACGAUUCGCGUCGACGCGAGACGGACUCGAUUCGCAGCCGACAACAAGGUUCGCGUGGCGGUUCGAGUGCUGCUACUCGGGGAGGCCGUACCACCAUCAUCGGGACGGUGAAAAAGGCUUUGCGACAGGACGUCUUGUAUCUCAUGAUCGUAAACAUGCCCACCGACGAGGAGAUGGCGCAGGCCAAGGCGCAGCUCGAGGAGCUUCAAGGCAGCGGUUGA
Messenger RNA from Diplodia corticola, 1734 nucleotides. RefSeq names its product fad binding domain protein. The transcript is spliced from 3 exons. The record is from RefSeq and is a predicted model, not a curated record. Lineage: Eukaryota; Fungi; Ascomycota; Dothideomycetes; Botryosphaeriales; Botryosphaeriaceae. Bases 1 to 1734 code for a protein of 577 amino acids.